AUGUCCAACGACAGCAAUGUCGGCGAGACGGAAACUGCCGUAGGGCAGCUCUCUGAAAAUACCGUCGAGUACAUGCUCUUUGUGGUCGAGAACCAACAAUCCGAGGCUCGUAAAGCACGUACUCGCCUUGAAGCUAUUCGAAAAGCAGCAGUUGAGCUCGUUCAGUCGCUCACAAAGGACUACAUCUGGCAGCGUGAGGGGUUUGAGAUUUCGCUGAAAAGCGAGCAUGGACUUCUGUUUCUACAUGGCACCACUGAUUAUGGAGAUGCCAUCGAAGAUGAAUGGCUCAUUGUCUACAUGCUCUGUGAGCUGUCCAAAGCCCAUCCCGACGUCUGGGUUCGAGUUGGAGAUUCCGAUGGAGAAUUCCUCCUUGUCGAAGCGGCCAACGUCCUUCCCAUGUGGCUGAGUCCGGAAAUUGAUCGUUACCGCGUAUGGAUCCAUCUUGGGAAGAUCUUCCUUAUACCUCUCAUGCUCAGGGGUAAAGACGAUCCCGACCAAUUGUCGCUUUCGCAAGCCGUCACGUUUCUGCGAUCAAAUACAGACGCCCUGGUUCACCUCCCCGCCAUCGAUUCCGAAGCAUUUCAUAGAUUGAAGAAAUACCCAGAUCAAAUCUCCAACUCUAUCCACCAUUCCCUUGUCACGAUUCCUAGAGCAGUGGCCUACAUUUUACAUGCUCUUCCAAAGGCUGUUGCCCCUGCCGUUGAGCACUUUUAUUUGCGAGAUGCCAACUCGCUGAAGCCCAUUAUAUCUUCAUCGGGAUCUUUGCAAUUUCCACCGGAAGAUCUUGUCACGGUCAGUGUAAGAUUCAGCAAAACCCUCUUUGCUCAGCUCAAGUCCCAGAGAUUCGACACACCGCCAAGGUGGGAGGCCCUGCUCCGCAAAACCACAAACGCGGAGCUGCUGCCAAAACAAGACCAGAAGAAAUUCGAACACUUAGAGACUGGCAUGAAGCUCACCUGCGGGUUCGAGAUGCUUGCUGUCAAUGCAGAGAAUAGCAAGAGCAGAGUCGUUCGCGAAAUGGCUAUCAUGUUAGAGGAUCUGCAAGAGGACGGAAGCUCAUGCCUGCCUUCCGAUGAAGAGAUGAAAUUGUGGGAGAACGCUGGUCGGGAUGACGAUGAUUCAUGGCUUGACAUCAAUUACGAAGACUUUGAGCGCGAGCUAGAAGGGAAGCAAACUCAUGCUUCGUCUUCAAAGAGCGCAUCCGGCUUCGGCGAGGCUCAGACACAAGAGAAUCUGAGAAAGAUAGUCUCGCGCUUCGAGUCUUUCCUCAACGAUGAUGACGCUGGGUUAGAGGGCGCUGAGCUCGACAGAAUGGACGUCGAUGAUGAUGACGAGGAAGAAGAAGAAGAUCAGGACGUAGAGGUGAGCUUUGAUGAAGAAGCAUUCUCCAACAUGAUGAAAGAAAUGAUGGGCAUUGCCACAACGAAUCCUGGGGAAGGAGCAAAGGUUCGAAAGGUUGAGACUGCCGAGGACCACACCGAUAGCGAUGCAGAAGAGGAUCGAGACAUACAAGAUCUCGCAUCUCGCAUGGAAGCCGAGCUCAAAGAGUACGGGACUCUCCAGCUCGAUCCACCAACAACCGAGCGUGCGAUAAAGUCAAAGCAAAGCUCUGAGAAGGAUAAGCAGAAGGAUAAGCAGAAACAGAAGCAACCGCUGCAAGGAGAAAACGGCCAUUCGGCAGAUUCCACCGAUGACGAGGACGGCGAAGUCGACAUUGACUAUAACCUAGCCAAGAAUCUUCUCGAGAGCUUCAAGAGCCAGGGAGGCAUGGCUGGCCCUGCGGGAAAUCUCAUGGGGCUCAUGGGGUUCCAGCUACCCCGUGACGAAGAUAGCGGCAGUGAAGGCCAAGGUGAC
This is a messenger RNA of Trichoderma virens Gv29-8, 1854 nucleotides long. RefSeq lists its product as uncharacterized. The record is from RefSeq and is a predicted model, not a curated record. Lineage: Eukaryota; Fungi; Ascomycota; Sordariomycetes; Hypocreales; Hypocreaceae. The annotation marks the transcript as partial. Gene Ontology annotation, cellular component: nucleus. The transcript has 2 exons.